Triticum turgidum subsp. durum (durum wheat) is the source of this 2313-nucleotide messenger RNA. Lineage: Eukaryota; Viridiplantae; Streptophyta; Magnoliopsida; Poales; Poaceae. The record is from the annotation of a GenBank genome assembly.
AUGAGUAAUCACAAGGUUAAUGAUUACUGCAAGCUGUUCAAGACCGAGAAUCAUCUUGGGAAUGCUACAGUGACGAGCUUGUUACAUUAUGCAAGAUACUUGUCGAAGAGCUCAAGGGGAACAGUGACCCGGAUAGAAGUAUUUGUAUUACUGACUGCUGCUCUCUUCCUGUUUCUUGCUACCUUUGGAGCAUAUCGUCGCCAGCACAAAAACUUGUUCAUCCUGAAAGUUGUUUUUGGCAUGUGUACCUUAUCCUCCUCACUGAUAACAUACAUAUUCGGUUCAAUGCAAUCUUCUGCAGUGAAGAGCAGCAUGUACUCCAUAUGGGCCAUAUCUCUCUUCCUCCUUCAUGGUUCUACUGACGCUAUGGCGGCUUCUAGUCUCGAUGACACCAGACAGAGCAUUUUAAUAUACACAUACCAUACUUCACUCUGGUAUGUGUAUGUGGUGUUGCUUUUGUUAUCAGUAACAUCAAGUGAUGGUGCCUUUCAUGUUAGCAUGUCGAUUGAUGAUAGUCAUCUAAAAGGUUUACUUACCUGCCCAGUUAUUUUUCUACAUUUCAUUGCUGUACUAAAAUCCUUACAGAGACUAGCGGUGUGUGUGAUGGCAAGCAACACAUGGAAACUGAAUAAAAUGGUUGCUGAUUACAUGUAUGACGAGCACACCAGGGGUGAAUUUGUUCCUGCCACCAUGGAAGGUUGCCAUUACCUGGUUGAUUGGCCCCUCAGCAAAUCCAAGCUUGGUACUUCAUCAUUUGCAACAGUAUUAACAGCAGAGGAUGAUGAAGUCAUUGACAUUGAGAAGAUAUGGCAGUGCAAUGAUAGUUCAAUAGGCCUAGAGCUAAAAUAUGCAUGCCUUUCCUUCUCCCUUUUUCAUCUGUUGAGAAGGCGCUACUUUGGGCUUGCCUGUUGUGAAUCCAAAGAAAGGGCACAUGAUUUUGUCUUCAAGGGGCUGCUAUCAGAGAAUGCUACAGACUGCAAUAGGAUUUUCAGGGUUAUUGAGAUAGAGUUGGCCUUCAUGUAUGAUUGCUUCUUCACCAAGUAUGCUGUCAUUUAUUAUGCAUCAACGGCUGCAACAUUUUGGUCCUUGGCUUCAGUCAUCUGCAUUUCUCUUACAGCAUACACAGUAGCCACCCGUCUGUUGAUCAUUCGAUGUGAUCAGGAUGAGCCCCUUCUUGUGAACACCAAAACGGAGGUUGUGAUCACCUUAUCACUACUUGCAUGCGCUGCUUUGCUUGAAUUGCUGCAGUUGUUACAUUAUUGGACAGCCAUUUGGGCGAGAGUAUCCUAUGUUUGUCAGUUUAUCAGACAGCAAUCAGUAUUGGACAGAAGGGGGUGCCACUGCUUGAUGAGAUUAAAAGAGCUUCUUACCAAGAUUGGUGUUUAUUGUGCGUCAGACAAACACUACUGGCAACACAAGCUUGGGCAGUACUCCUUGCUUGAAUCAGUCAGCUGCAAUUCUAACCCUUCCAAGAAAGAGCAUAGAGUAAUCAACAAAUUCGGGGAAUUUAUAUACUCAGCAGUCAGAUGGUUUACUCUUUUUGAUAGAGCACACAUGCACCGAACUAGUUAUGAUGCAUCAGUGAUCUGCAUGAAACCUGGUAAACCCAUCGAGUUGCCUACAGAAGUAAAGGAGGCAAUUGUCCAUUCCCUUGAACGUACUGAUGGCAAACUAACAAAUGGGAAUUCAUCGUUGGUGUCAAAUGGAGCAGAGCACCUCCUAUGGGCUUGUGGACAGGACAUCUACCCAAAUAUAAGCCGCUUCCUGGGAAAGGAGAACCAGACGCACCUUAUCAUGACUUGGCACAUAGCAACAUGUUACUGUGAGAUGACAACAAUGAAAAACCUUCGCUCAGAUGAUGAAGAAAAACUCAGGCCCCAUCUUGACGUUGCCACGAAACUAUCAAAAUACUGUGCGUACUUGGUGGUCUCUGCACGAAAGCUUCUUCCUGGCCACCGAUAUGAUACACUGUCUGUGCUUGAUGCAGUUGCAGUGGAAGCAACCAAAUUCCUGAAAAAUUCGAGGGACAGGUAUGAAGUGAUGAGGAAUUUAGCAGAAUCAGAGGAGACCAUCUUCGAGGGCGGCACCAAGCUGGGGAAGCAGCUCGAGGAGAUUGAAGAUGUGACACACCGUUGGAAGGUGCUGGCUGAUUUCUGGGCAGAGAUGUUGCUCUACCUUGCGCCAUCAGAUAAUGUUAAGGAGCACAUCGAGGAGCUCGGGAAUGGUGGGGAGUUCAUCACGCACCUGUGGGCUUUACUCACUCAUGCGGGCAUCCUUGAGAGGCAGGAGGAUCAUCAAGUUGGAAGCGUGUAA